This is a messenger RNA of Drosophila teissieri, 1765 nucleotides long. RefSeq names its product transmembrane protein 64. The coding region runs from base 285 to 1373 and encodes 362 amino acids. The transcript is spliced from 4 exons. The record is from RefSeq and is a predicted model, not a curated record. NCBI's taxonomy places the organism in Eukaryota, Metazoa, Arthropoda, Insecta, Diptera, Drosophilidae.
AAUCGGAACGUCGAGUGGCAGUCGUGUCGUGUGUCGAUUGGUGAGCGGCUGUGGCACAUAUGUGAAAAAUAAUUAUCUUCAUUUUAAUUGAAUUAAGACAAUAACAACAACGAUUUCUGACACUCGGUUGCCUUGCCAUAUGUGACACAAAGCACACACAUGCGCCCGUAAAGUCAGAACUCUGUUUCAGCGCGAAUGCGGGUGCACAACAGUGAAAUUUCGCUGCGACAAGUGGAAAAGAAAACGGAGAAAGGUAGCGCAAGAGCCAAGCGAAAAUCCUGGUCAUGUCGUUGGAAUUCGAGAUCAGCAGCUCUCGCAACCACAACAACAACACAAUCACGUACGGCCAUGCGAAAAACAACUGCAUUAUGCCGAAGUCAUUGCCCGCUUCCUCCGCACCCGCCUUCCCUCAGCUGAUCCAGGCCAGCUGUUUCAAUGCCGUGGAGGUGGAUUCACCAGACAGCAGUGCAGGGACAGCAGGCAUAUCCGAAGCUCCCACCGCCGCCCAGCGAACACCGGACACGUCGGAGGACAGCGAAUGCGACUCGUUUCUCGCCAGUCGGAGACGUACCCGCUCCUCCUCCUCUGUGCUACGCAACCGGAAGCGCAACUCGUGGUGGGGACGAGCCCACAGCUUUCUAUCCCACAACUGGUAUCUGGGCUGCCUGGUGCCCGCCUCCAUUCUGGGGGCCCUCAUCUUUAUCGGAUGGACGACGCGGGACUACGCCCGCCAAUUGCUCUUCUGGAUCGAAAUGCAGAACGCCUGGAUAACAUUUGCCGUCUACAUGGGACUCUUUGCUCUCGUCAGCUUUCCCGUGGUGGUGGGAUACUUCGUACUGCUCAUCACCGCCGGCUAUCUAUUCGGCUGCCUGCGCGGUUGGGUCACCGUGAUCCUGGGUGCCAAUCUGGGCAUCGCCGUGGCGCAUGCCACCAUUCGCGGCUGCCGGCACCGCAUUCCUGUGCAAAGGCUGAUCAAGAAUGACACGGGCCGAGCCAUUCUCCGCGUGAUAUCUGGCCCAAAGGCAUUUCGGGUCGUUCUUUUUACCCGACUUACGCCCAUUCCCUUUGGAGUACAGAAUGUAAUAUUCGGAAUCAGUUCUAUUAAUACAAGAGACUACCAUGUGGCCACGCUGAUUGGGUUGCUGCCAGCCCAAACCAUCAAUGUUUACUUGGGUUCCACGCUAAGGUCUAUGCACGAAGUGCUUAGCGAUAACGAAACCAAGCUGACGGGUUAUAUCAGCUUUGUGUUUGAGGUAAUUUGUGGCGUGGCCUUGAUGUUCUGGGUAUUGCAGAAGGCAAGGAAGGAGCUGUCUGAGACGCUGCUUAACGCUGAUUACAAUAACGAGGGCAAGCAUCCUGACGUACAAGUUUAACAGGAUCCACUAGGAGAACGGAGUCCCUCAGGACCCCCAGCCAAAGAGAAUCUCCUGGACUUUAAAACAAGACUGCGUUUUUGCAUUAACUAGUUUAAAUUAAGGCGAUCUUUGAGUUGCUUUUUAUUUAUGCUCCAGGCAAUGCCACUGAAACUAGCUUUAGCAGAUACUGAUUUGAAUCACACUCUUUCCCUAAAACUAUGUAAGAUUGUGUAAUGCGUCACAUCACACAUUACUUUUUAAAACUUCUGAGAUGUACAUUUAUAACUAAGUCAAAGCCUUGCUCAAAAAUCGCUAGCUCUUAGACUCGAUUGUUAGUCAUAAUGCUGCUCUAUAAUGUUGUUCAAUUACUAGUUUGUAAGCAAAGCGAAUAAAUGAGCUCUGAAGUACAA